This is a messenger RNA of Cadophora gregata, 957 nucleotides long. RefSeq lists its product as uncharacterized. The coding region runs from base 1 to 957 and encodes 318 amino acids. NCBI's taxonomy places the organism in Eukaryota, Fungi, Ascomycota, Leotiomycetes, Helotiales, Ploettnerulaceae. The transcript has 2 exons. The record is from RefSeq and is a predicted model, not a curated record.
AUGCUUCCUAUCUCCCAUCAUCUCGAGCAAGCUCGGGGCUCACGUACACGUCGAAGUCUGCAGCCACCUCGUGUACACACGGAGAGACCAGCACUGAAACUUGGAGAAGUUUGCGUUGGCUGUAUUGUGUGGCUUCCGUCAAAAGACGUUACUCAACAAACUAUUCGAUGUAUCAACAAUGGCUGCUGUGACCAAGAAGAGCUUAAUGAUGGCGGUCACAACCAUCCUGUGGUUGUCCUCAAGAUCACGCAGAAGAAGGGCUCUGAUGUACUUGGCGACCUCGUUUGUACUGUUGCAUGUGUCACGACAUUCUCUGACACAACACUAUCAAAGUAUGUCUCGAAGCGCCAGUAUAAAGUAUCAUCCAUUCCCAUCUACGAUGCAGAAGCGACUCCAAUUCCAUCGGAAUUAGGUUCAAACCUGAUCCAACUGAGAAUGGAAGAGGGCAGACUGAAGAAACAGUCGUACGUUCGCUUGCAGCACACCUACCAAGUUCCCCUCUCAAUGCUACGGCAAUAUACAUUUCGGAAUUCCAGAGCUUUUAGACAAAGACUCUCAGAAGAUAGCUACAAGACGCUGAUGGGACUACUGGCCCGGACUCCCGAGAAGUAUGAUGUUACAAAAACUCUGCUCGAGACGAAAGAUCGACGAUUGCUGGCUCUGGCGAGAUCGGAACUUCCUCCUGUUCGCCGAACACGGCCAACACAUCAACCAGUACGUCCUGCCAGGAUUGCAUCUCACUCCAAUCACUAUGGAUCCUACGGAACGACAAUGGUAGAUCAGCCAAUUGGCCAAUACCUCCCACCAACGCACACGUAUCAAGGUAGGGGCUACAUUCGGCGAGGAUACACAUCACCAGGUGAUGGAAGCGAAGAAUCGUCGGCUGCCUUCACGUUGGUGGUUGUAAUAAUAGUUAUUGGCUUGUUAUUAUGGCAAGGGACAACUUUGAAGGUCUGA